Molecule: messenger RNA, 794 nt
Organism: Drosophila rhopaloa
Lineage: Eukaryota; Metazoa; Arthropoda; Insecta; Diptera; Drosophilidae
Product: coiled-coil domain-containing protein 80-like
Exons: 2
Coding region: 426-794 (122 amino acids)
Source: RefSeq, a predicted model, not a curated record
GUUUGCCGAACACACUCAAGGAUCCGGAAUCAUAGAGGAGACCGUGGAGGCACGAUGGGAAAGGAUAAUGGAUACAAGGAAACUAGCACACCUAAACAUGGGAAAGGCAGCACAGGAUCAAGCUAGAUCAUACAACCUCCGGAAAAGGGACUGGAGACCCAAAAUAGGAGAGCUAGUAUGGGAAAGACAACACCCCUUGUCAAAAGCAGCAACCGGAUUCGCGGCCAAGCUAGCACCAAAAUACGAAGGUCCAUUCAAAGUAACAGGCUUCAUAUCAGCGGUGAUUGCAACAAUAAAACACACGGUGACCGGGAAGACGCACAGAGCCUACAUAAACGAACUAAAACCCCAUGUAUAAAACCUCGACCAACAAGCAUGCGUAACCCAAAAAACAACAAGCUAAAACUAUACGCACAUUUUUCAGAAUGAACAACAAACUGAAAAACUCGCUCUCCAAGUACCGAGAGAACCUCCAAAGGCUCAACCAGCAGCGGCGAAGAGUAAUUAUACUUGGAGCCGUGGACGUGGCAGGUCCAGCUGGUUGCAGGAAGCCAACCCAGGCCGCUCCGGUAGGCAGACAAGCGCCAGCCAGGAAACCAAUUCCUACACCGACCACGGCAACAACACGGCAAACGAUGGCGACACCAACAACCAGGGAAACGACCACGGCAACAACACGGCAAACGAUAACAACACCAACAACCAGGAAAACGACCACGGCAACAAAACGGCAACCGAUGACAACAACAACAACCAAGGAAACGACACGGCAAACAACGGACAACGAAGCAUGA